UGGUUUAUCAUUCACAGCGCAGAGACACACGCACGCACACUCUCUCUUUCCACUCUCCUUCUCUCCCUCCUUCUUUCCUUCCUUGCCAUUGCUCUCUGGGUUCCUCUGUGGAGCGGCAGAACCUCCCCAUCUCUCCGGUGCAGCUCCUUCCGGCCCCCCUCCUCGCCCCUGGACAUUGUCUCCCCCUCUACGUCUCCUGGGACUCCGGGGUCAACAUGGCUGAGCGCACCAUUCCCCACGCCUACCCCAUGAGCGUGGACUACGAGAUGAGCAGCCCCGGGCGCAUCUACGACCAGAACUUUGGAGAAGCCCUGUCCCCCCAAGAGCUCCUGGCGCCCACCCUGUUCCACGGCUACUACAUCCGGCCACGCAUUAACAAGCAGCUGGAGCGCGGCUUCUCGCAGGUGGACAAUGAGGACGACUGGUACCGGGUGCAGCUGGACGUCUGCCAGUUCAUGCCGGACGAGCUGAGCGUGCGCACCGUGGACAACCUGCUGGAGGUGAGCGGCCGGCACGCGCAGCGGAUAGACCAGCACGGCUUCGUCAGCCGGGAGUUCACGCGCACCUACAUCCUCCCGCUGGGCGUGGACCCGCUGCUGGUGCAGGUCUCGCUCUCGCACAACGGCAUCCUGUGCAUCCAGGCGCCGCGCAAGAGCGACGACCUGGAGCCCGUCGUCAACAGGCUGAAGAUCAACGUGGACAAGAAAGGAGCCAAGAGCUCCUGAGGAGCGCACCGAGGGAUGGAGAGUUUGCCGUCCUUAGAGUUACGAGGUUCUGUCUGUGCGGCUGUUCUGUUCUGAGUUGUUUUGAGAUAUUGAGCUUUCAAAGGUACCAAAGUGAAUGUGCUCCAAGCAGAUACAAACUUUUAAAUGUAGCAUUUUUUUCACACUUCUAAACGGUAUUUUUGUGGAAAAAUUUCACACAUAUAUUUAGUGCCCUAUAAACAACAUAUUUAUCAACUCAUUUUUGUCAAAAGAUGUCAGUUAGAACCUUGUAAUUCUAAGGACGCGAGUUAUAAAUAUCAAGCUUUACACUAUAGCUGAAAUUUAGAGACUGAAGUUUUAUGUCAGUUUGUUUGUUUUUUUAAGUAAACAAUGGUCCUAGUUCCUAAAUAAUAGUUGUGUGGUGCAUACUUGAGCUUCAAGACUUCAUGUUUUUGGUACUGAAUCCCACAGAAGAUAUUAUUAUACUGAGAUCAAACUCCCAAGCAGCCAUCACCACUGUGCCCCCAGGGGAUUGUGUAUGAACAAUGUGCAAAUAAAAACUGUUUCAUGGAAAGUAACCAUACAAUUUGACUUCUGAACAGGUAAUAGCAGUAUGCACUCUGUACAUACUGGCACAAUAUAUCUGCAAGGCAACUCACAGAAAGGAGAAAGCUCACUCAUAUUCAAAGGUUCCUGAGCCUCAGUAUACUGUAAUACACCCAGUAAUGACUUUAUUAGGAAAUAUUUUAUGCAAAUAUUUAAUCAGCCAAUGAUGUGGAAUGUGGAAUGGUUUGAGUACCUCAGAAACUGCUGAUCUUUUGCAAAAACAAAACAAAAAAACAUACAGUGAGCAGCAGUUCUGCAGGCAGAAACGUGUUGUUAAUGAGAGAGGUCAGAGGAGAAGGGCCAGACUGGUCGAAGCUGGCAGGAAGGUGGCAGUAACGCCAAUAACCACACAUUACAAUAGUGGUAUGCAGAAGAGCAUCUCUGAACACACAAAAGUGGAUAGGCUACCGCAGCAGAAGACAAAGUCAAAAAAAGAAUUCUAAUAAAUACCUAAUGAAGUGCUCACUGAGUGUAUAUAAAUCAUAAACAGUUCUAUAAAGGUUGUAUUGCAGUCCUGCACUCCAGUUUGAACCUUAUGCUCUCUUGCAUUUGCUGUAAUCGUGCUACAGAUCUUAUCUUGGGGUAGGGGUAGAUGAUCUGCUGCACAUGUAUCAUUUUUAAGAAUAAAAUUUUAUUUUUCACAUUUGAACACUC
Messenger RNA from Conger conger (European conger), 1964 nucleotides. It is a transcript of the gene hspb2, whose product is annotated as heat shock protein, alpha-crystallin-related, b2. NCBI's taxonomy places the organism in Eukaryota, Metazoa, Chordata, Actinopteri, Anguilliformes, Congridae. Gene Ontology annotation, biological process: response to heat; protein refolding. The coding region runs from base 216 to 725 and encodes 169 amino acids. Gene Ontology annotation, molecular function: protein folding chaperone; structural constituent of eye lens. The record is from RefSeq and is a predicted model, not a curated record. The transcript is spliced from 2 exons.